Messenger RNA from Podospora pseudocomata, 816 nucleotides. It is a transcript of the gene CAB5, whose product is annotated as Dephospho-CoA kinase cab5. NCBI's taxonomy places the organism in Eukaryota, Fungi, Ascomycota, Sordariomycetes, Sordariales, Podosporaceae. The coding region runs from base 1 to 816 and encodes 271 amino acids. Gene Ontology annotation, biological process: coenzyme A biosynthetic process. The record is from RefSeq and is a predicted model, not a curated record. Gene Ontology annotation, molecular function: dephospho-CoA kinase activity; ATP binding. The transcript has a single exon.
AUGCUGCUCAUAGGCCUCACGGGCUCGAUAGCCACGGGCAAAUCAACCGUUUCCUCCCUUUUAUCGCAGCCACCCUACAACCUCCCCAUCAUCGACGCCGACCUGAUCGCCCGCCAGGUCGUCGAGCCGGGCACGCCGGGUUACAAUGCCAUUGUGAAGCACUUCCUCCCCAGCACACCCGACUUACUCGUCCCCGUGUCAGAGGACAUGCCGGAGAAUGGACCAAACGGAAAAGGCCGCCCGUUGAACCGACCUGCGCUCGGGAAGAGGGUUUUCGGUACUAGUCUGGAGAGGGCGAAGGACAGGGGGGUGCUGAACGGGAUUGUGCACCCUGCUGUGAGGAAGGCCAUGUUUUGGGCUGUGGUGAGGGAGUAUGUCAAAGGGAAAAGGGCGGUGGUGUUGGAUGUGCCGUUGUUGUUUGAGAGUAAGCUUGAUCGGUAUGUGGGACGGGUUAUGGUUGUUGGGGUGAGGGAUGAGGAGGUUCAGAUGGAGAGGUUGAUGAGGCGGGAUGGGCAUUUGAGCAGGGAGGAUGCGGAGAAUCGGGUUAGGAGUCAGGGGGGGGUGAUGAAAAAGGUUGAGAGGGCGGCUUUUGGUGGGGGGGUGGUGGUUUGGAAUGAUGGGGAUAAGGACGAUCUGAAGAGGGAGUUGAGGAGGGUUAUGGAGGAGGUGGAGAGGGGGAGCCCGAGGUGGUGGGGGUGGGUUUUGUGGGUUUGUCCUCCGUUGGCGUUGGUUGUUGGGGGGUGGGGGUUGUGGAGGAAUUGGAGGGGGGAGAGGGAGUGGGAGGAGAGGGAGAGGAGGGAGAGGGCUAAGCUGUAG